Adineta steineri is the source of this 345-nucleotide messenger RNA. Lineage: Eukaryota; Metazoa; Rotifera; Eurotatoria; Adinetida; Adinetidae. The record is from the annotation of a GenBank genome assembly.
AUGUUAAUUAUUGGUCUUCUCUUUUAUUAUUUUAAUUUAAAUAAAAAAUCAGUCAAUGAUAAAAGUUUAAAUUUCUGGUAUGGAUUGUUAGUACUUAGUAUGUUUGUUGGUUCAUCCAUCUGCAACCAAUGGAUUAGUUCACUCAUUUGUCGACCAGUUGAAAUAUUGUAUGAUAAAAGAUUUUCAUCAAUUCUUGGUGUACAAAUGAUUAGUUUUAUCGCAUGUAUUCAUUUGGCUUAUGGUUUAGGAACUAUUUUUACACCAGUUUUUGAUCAACGUGCAAUCACUUUAUCCAGAUUAGAUAGUUUUACUCCAUUGUUUUCUUCAGUAGAUAAUAUGCCUUGA